Lytechinus pictus (painted urchin) is the source of this 3540-nucleotide messenger RNA. RefSeq names its product deoxyribonuclease TATDN1-like. Lineage: Eukaryota; Metazoa; Echinodermata; Echinoidea; Temnopleuroida; Toxopneustidae. The transcript has 12 exons. The coding region runs from base 238 to 1002 and encodes 254 amino acids. Gene Ontology annotation, cellular component: cytosol. Gene Ontology annotation, molecular function: 3'-5'-DNA exonuclease activity. The record is from RefSeq and is a predicted model, not a curated record.
GAUAUUGGUGUUAAUCUGACAGAUGGCAUGUUCAGAGGAUUAUACCAUGGAUCACAGAAACACAAAGAUGAUUUUCAAGAUAUUCUACAGAGAGCAUUCAAAGUGGGGAUGAAGAAGGUAUUCUACUCUUGAGCCUACAUCUAGAUGAUUCAGCCAGUUUAUCAUGGCAUGUAUAUUUACUGCAAGCCAGUAGCGGCCGCACAGAAACGCCUACUUUAAAAGGUGUACAGUAGGCUGAUGAUGAUAACAGGUGGUUCACUGUCUGAUAGUAAGGAAGCAUUGGAAUUAGCUCAAACCAAUGAUGCCUUAUACAGUACAGUUGGAUGUCACCCUACCAGGUGUACAGAGUUUGACAAACACCCUGAGAGUCCAGAAGAAUAUCUUGGAGACCUUCUUAAUCUCAUACAGAACAACAGAGAGAAGAUUGUAGCAUUGGGUGAAUGUGGAUUAGAUUAUGAUAGGCUUCACUUUUGUCCGAAGGAUACACAACUAAAAUAUUUUGAGAAACAGAUGAUACUUGCUGAGGAAACCAAUCUUCCUUUAUUCCUUCACUGUAGAGCAUCACAUCAAGAUUUUAUAGAUAUUGUAAAAAGGAAUAAAGAUAAAAUCAAAGGAGGUGUGGUGCAUUCAUUUACUGGAUCUAAAGCAGAAGUUUCAGAAUUAUUAGACUUGGAUUUUUUCAUUGGCAUCAAUGGAUGUUCACUGAAGACAGCAGAGAACAUAGAAGCAAUGUGCACAAUACCAAAGGACAGGCUGAUGAUUGAAACAGAUGCACCCUGGUGUGAAGUGAAAGCAACUCAUGCUGGAUUCAAACAAGUCCAAACUAAGUUCCCUACCAAGAAGAAAGAGAAAUGGGAAAAAGAUAACUGUGUUAAAGGAAGGAAUGAACCAUGUCAUAUCAUUCAAGUUUUGGAGGUGAUGGCAGCAUCAAGAGGAGAGGAUAUCAAUGAGCUUGCUGAUAUUAUGUUUGAGAACACAGAAAAAAUGUUCUUCUGUAGGUGAUGAUUGCUCUACUGGUCUACAGUGACAUCAUUCUCUUGAUCCCUUGUGUAACUGACAUUGAACUGUUCUUGAUAUUCAUCUCUCUUAAUAGUAAUCCAUCAAUUGCUCUCAUGACAAAUGCUCCUCCGCUAAUUUCUCUGAAGAUAAAAGGGUAGGGGUAUAGUUGCAAUCAGGUUUUUGAUUUAAAAUCAUGUCAGGAUUAGAGUUAAGAUAAGAUUUGAAGUAGGGGUUUAUGUUUGACUUUAAAGGGGAAUCCAACCCAAAUAAAAUCUUAUUUUCAUAAGGAAAAGAAAAAUCAGACAAGUUGAUAGGUGAAAGUUUGAACAAUAUUGGACAAACAACAAGAAAGUUAUGAAUUUUUAAAAGUUGUAAAUAUUGGUAAUCACUAUACCCAUGGAGACUUCAAAUUGGCCGCAUAUGGGAUGUCAUAGUGAUGUAAGGCAAGGACUACUCUUCCAUGUACUCCAAUACAUAUUAUGGCUAAAAUAUCAUUUUUCCAAAAAGUUUUAUUUCAAAUUAUAUUUUUCUUUCAUGAGGACUUAUAACGAUAUACUACCUGGGUUAUAUUUAGAUUACUGCCCCAGGGGAAUGGGUACUUAGGAGAAAACCACAAAUCCCUGAUAAUAAAGUAAAUGGCCUAUGGGAAAGUUGUCCUUGCCCCUUGUCAUAAUUUACUUACCCAGUUGCCAAUUUGAAAUCUACAUAGUACUAGUGAUCUAAAUAUUUAAGCAGCUAUAACUUUUUAUCGCUUGUCCGAUUUCUUUCAAACUUUCACCAAUCUGUUUAAUUUAUUUUUCUCCUUCCCAACACAACAUUUUAUUGCCAAGGCUGGGUUCCCCUUUAAUGUGUGCAUUUUCAGUAGGAGUUGUUGGAGGAGUAAAUAUCAAGGAGUCCAUUUUAGAGACUAAUUUAUAAUUCAGGGCCAGCCAACUCUGGGAAAGCGAUAGAAAUCCAUAUAACAUAGUUUGAGUUGAGCUGCCUUUCCUUUGCAUUGUCAGAUUGACAUGGGAUGUUGAGAUAAUGACAUCUAUUGUUUGAUUUUUUUUUUGUGACGUCAUAAGCGCACAGCUUAUAUGGGGCAGCUGCUCGCACAGUGCAUAUGACAAAUCUAAAAGCUGAAUUCUAAAAAACUUCUUUAAUCUUUGAUGGAUUUUUCUCAAACCUCCAAUGUUUAUCAUUUUGGGGGUAUUUUUACAUGAACUUUUCAUGAGGGUGAACUUCCCCUUUAAAGGUCACAAAACAUACAAUUCAUGUUAUCUUCAGUUAACGUGUACGAGUCUCUACUUCACUAAAUCAUUAACUCUUGAGUUUAGAUGUAGAUCAUAUAAUUUCAAGAUUUUUUUAAUUUCAUUUUUCGUACAUGUACCUGCAGUAUACUAAGCCCCGCCCCAUUAAGAUCCACUGUAUCAUUGUUUGCCUCUUGUAAUGUCACAGGAGGCAGAAAUAAGCAUAACAAUGCUAUGUGCCAUUGCUAAUAAUCACAAGUCUUCAAACACUAGAGCCUACAUAACAACCAUUCAAACUGUCAUUUAGUUACUGCUUGUGAGGUGGUAUUGUAUAAAGGCUUGUAAGUGUUAGCAAUGGUACAUAGUUAUGGCAAGUUGCAUUGCUUUGUGUAUCAAUUGUUAUGCCUCCUGUGACAUAAGAGACAAAAAAUUAUCUCAUUGAUUUUAAGGGGGCGGGGCGUAAUGCAGAUAAAUGAAAGAAAAAUGAAAUAGAAAAUAUUGAAAUUAUAUGAUGUACAUUUAAACCCAGCAGGACAUGAAAGUAAAGACUCAUUAACAGAAAGUAUUCUGUUUUUUUUUUUAUGUCAGGGGACAUUUCAUUCUAGGUCAAUCACAAAUAUUAGCAUCAUCAGAAGAGUAAGCUGAAUGGAAAAAAAAAAUAAACUUGUUUUAUUUCUUUCUGUGAAUUGUCCAACCUUACAACAAAUAUAUCAUACAUGAAUUCAGUCCAACGUACAGUGUUACAAUGUACAGGUAGCAAUAUCAUAGAAUGUGAAAAUGGAUUACAAACUAGCAAAUACUCUUUACAGUCGGUAAACUGCCUCAAAAAAUAAAUCAGAAGUGAAAUACAGGAAAUGGAUAUACACUGUACUUGUUUAACAUCUACACAUGAAAUGAUCACAAAAAAAUUCACAAUAAAUUCCUCAGUUUUCCAUUUUCUUAAAUGAAAGUUUGUGUUCUGAACAUCAAAUUCUAUAUUUUGAAGUGACAUGUAAAAACAUAAGGCAAUUGUGAAUAGUGAAUAUCUAAGAAAAACCAGUAUCCAUUUUAAUAUAUUCACUGCAGAAUAGAAAAAGCUUGUCAAUGACUUUGCUAAAAGAAAUUAUUGGCCGACUUUGCUUUAAUUCUCAUGAUUUUUGUGGUAUUUUAGUAAUUCAAAAUGUCUAACAUAAAAACAUUGUGCUUUCCAUAUUCUGUGAAUUCCAUGAUUUUUUUCAAACUGGCGACUCUAUGACCCUUUACCAAAAUUUAUUAAUCUUGAAAUGCCUCUAGACCAAGUGUUAAGACAAUAGUAAUAAAGGUAAAAGACACA